Molecule: messenger RNA, 1492 nt
Organism: Salvia miltiorrhiza (redroot sage)
Lineage: Eukaryota; Viridiplantae; Streptophyta; Magnoliopsida; Lamiales; Lamiaceae
Exons: 1
Coding region: 19-1398 (459 amino acids)
Molecular function (GO): protein binding
Source: RefSeq, a predicted model, not a curated record
UUGCAGUCGUGUCUUGAUAUGGAAAAGUGCAAGAGAAUCGAAACUCGAUUGCUGCCGGAAGCCAUGAUUCAGCAGAUACAGUCUUUUUUGAGUGAAAAAGAAGCUGCUCGAACCACUCUUGUCUCCAAAUCAUGGUACAACGCGUGGCUAACUCGUCCCGUGCUCGUGCUCGUGCUCAGAAAUCUCCAUCGGAAAUCAUCGGCGGCCGAGUGCUCGAACUUAGCAAUGAAGGCCAUGCGAAGGUAUCAUGACGCGAACUUGAAGAUCGAGAGUUUGAGUCUCAAAAUGCGAGGAUGUAGAAACAGCUCUGAACCUCUUGCCCGCAAAUUGAUCGCGGAUGCCAUGAAACUGGGAGCUACUGAUCUCAAACUCGAAUUCUUCCCUUCCGGAUUCGCGCUGCCGGCGGAGGUGCUCGGAUCUGAAACCCUCCGCCGAUUAUCUGUAAGUGGGUGCCAAAUUGAUGGAAACGUCAACUGCUCGAUGCUCAAAUCACUCAGCUUGGACAGCGUGCUUUUUAAAAGAGAGGAUGAUAUGCUUAGAAUCAUAACUUCCUGCUGCAAUUCCAUCGAGGAACUGUCGCUUUCAAAUUCUCCCAUUGUUAAUUACAUAACUGAAUUGAGAUGGCAGAAUCUACACGAGUUUCAUAAACUUAAGCGAUUGUAUCUUGAGAGGGUGACUGUUCGUAACUCCUUCACCUACUUGGAAUCUCAAUGCCCUUGCUUGGAGGAUCUGAGCCUUGUUCACUGCUACAACACUGGGAUACAUAUCACGAGCUCUUCACUCAAACGCAUAAGCAUUGUACAGCUCCGUGCAUGGGGACUCUUGUUAAAGUUUGAAGUUCCGAAGCUUGCUGUAUUUAGCUAUUCAGGCAUUGGCAUACCGUUGCUUUCUAUCAAAGCAAGGGAGGGAUGGGAGUCUCAUAUAUAUAUGAAGUGCUAUCACAAUGAGACCUACUUCUCAUGGUACCGAGAUUUGCACAGGUUGUUGACUCAUCUGAAUCCAUCAAGAAGCAACCUCACUAUAGAUAUGGUUGGGUCACGGGCUCAUAUCGUGAAUGAUAUUCGUGGUGUAGCCAUACCUGUAGCAGUGGAGAAUUUGAGGGUUGAGACAAAAUAUGAUGCAGGUUGCAUUCUGCGUUGUCUAUUUCGUAUAUGUCGCCCCAAGUUGGUAACCCAUUGCUUGCUUGAUAGUGAAUGUUGGAAAUCAGACGAACUCUCCCUUAAAAGCCUCUGUGAGAAACUCGUGGGUCCGAAGAGGGGUCGGAGAAUAUUUGAUCUCGAUGAGGGGAAAAUGGAAGUAUACGAUGAAGAUGAAGCAGAAUGGCGGCCUCUUCUACUGCAAGAUGCACUAACAACUCCUCCAAUGGGACGUAAUGUUCGUCUCCACUUGAAGUGGUGAUCACUGAUCAUUAAUGAGUUCGUUUCUCUGUGCUUUGAACUAUGUAUUUUGUUAUAUGGAUUCCUGAAUCUGUAUGUAUUAUGUUAUGGGUGGU